Prunus avium (sweet cherry) is the source of this 3230-nucleotide messenger RNA. Its product is annotated as lysM domain receptor-like kinase 4. Gene Ontology annotation, biological process: protein phosphorylation. Gene Ontology annotation, molecular function: ATP binding; protein kinase activity. The record is from RefSeq and is a predicted model, not a curated record. Lineage: Eukaryota; Viridiplantae; Streptophyta; Magnoliopsida; Rosales; Rosaceae.
CUCUGAUAACUGAAAUAUAUUAAUGAGCCGCAUAAAAUAUUUAUCACUAAUCCCACUGAAAAGGAUGUUAGAGUUGCGGGUCUUUCUGCAUCAGAUAUUUCAGAUUAGAAAUAGAGUGUUUGCCGAGUAAAUUGCGGGGACCAGUGAGUAAUUAGAACUUAUAUUGGUCAGAGACUUAAAGCAGCCUUCAAGCUUGACAUUGUUUGGUGUGGAAAAUGACUAACGAAAGCAACGCUAGUUGAAAAACUUCUGAUUUCACGGGGGAGAAAAACUUGCCUAUACCAAGGUGUAUACCCCAAUCUCUCUAUCUAUCUCCUCUUGUGGCUUAUCACGCGAGGAGAGUGAUAGAGAGAAAAAGGGUAUACACUCCGUUACAUGCAACUUCUUCUCCUCAAUGGGACUGCUCGAAUUGUUUAUCUAGCCUACAAUAUAAUAAGCUUAUUUGAUAGGGUAAUGCAGUCUUAAAGACAUGACUGCAAACUUGAGGUUUAUAAAAUUGCGAAACUGAUCUUACUGGUUCAACUUCAAGACCAAACCUUUUGCAGAUGACUUAAGGAUCUCUUAAUCAAUACCGAUACAUGUCGAAGAUUAGUAUUAUAAUACAAACCCAACCUCGUUAAUAAGAAUAGAAAAAUCUUUUUAUUAAUUGAAGAUAAACUCCGCUUACAGAUCAUAUAUUCUUUCUGAUAUAGAUAUCAUGUUUUGUUUAUACAAGUUGAACCCUGAUGAGAAACACUUGCAUGCACCGGGGAUAGGACAACAGUCCCUCCAAUCACAGUCCGACACGUGCCCAUUUUCUGACAAAAUUGGACAUGUGGCGGGCUGCGAUUGGAGGGGGAUAGGACUGUUGUCCUAUCCCCAGUGCAGGCAAGUUUUUUCCCUGAUAAUGGGGAGGCUGGUCAACCAAGACAACUAUUAAGAAAAAAUCAACUAGACAAUCUUCUUCAAUCCGCCCUGCUUGGUAUAAGUUAGUGCCAAUAAUUCAACACAAAAAUAAUUACCAGGAAAUUUCAUGGUAGAAACGUCCGUUUCAAGGGAUCCACAAAAACAUUGGAAUAUAUUCCAACUAAAGUCUCAACCUUUUUUUCUUGCCAGAGCACACCUUUCAAUUCCAAGAAAAAUGAGUUUCCUCUCUCUCAUCUUAUCUGCCAUCAUUCUCACCACUUUCUGUUGCUGUUCUUUGAUUGUUGCUCAGCAGCCUUAUGAGGGCCAGGCGUUUACAGAUUGUUACAACACAAACACUUACUCAAAAUCUGUUCUUGGGUACAGCUGCAAUGGAGUGAACAAAAGUUGCCAAACUUAUCUCACCUUCAGAUCCCAGCCUCCUUACAACAGUGUUUCUGCAAUCUCUGCUAUGUUGGCUUCUGACCCGUCUCAGAUUGCGGAGAUAAAUUCGGUUUCCGAGACUGCAACAUUUGAAACGAACAAGUUGGUGAUUGUUCCAAUCACAUGCUCCUGCUCAGGUGAUUUCUAUCAGCUAAACACAUCUCAUGUUGUUGUGCAUGGUGAUACAUAUUUUGUAAUUGCAAAUAACACUUUGCAAGGCCUAUCAACAUGUCAAGCUAUGAUGAACCAGAAUACUAAUCUCACUACAAAAGAGUUGUAUUCUGGUACUAGACUUAGUGUUCCUCUUAGAUGUGCUUGUCCCACAAAGAACCAAACUGAUGUGGGGACCAAGUAUCUUUUGACUUACAUAAUCGCUCAAGGGGAUUAUGUUUCAAAGAUUAGUGCUAGAUUUGAUUCGGAUACCGGAAGAACUCUUGAAGCUAAUGGACUUUCUGAGCAAGUCUCUACCGUUUAUCCCUUCACCACACUUUUAGUUCCUUUGCAAAACCCUCCAUCUAGUUCUCAGACCAUAGAGCCACCCUCAUCAUCACCAUCACCUCCGGCGCCACCUUCCACUUCCUCUAAUAACUCAACGAAAAAAUGGGUUUAUGCCCUUGUUGGGGUUCUUGGAGGAGGUGCUUUUGUGUUGGUCAUAGGCAUCAUUAUCUUCUGCACAUUCUUUCGCAGAAGCAGAGGUACGAAGGGUUUCAAUUCAAUUAUUGUCUCGGAGAGCCUUGAGGCACUUGAGAAACCACUAGAGAAAAAGGAGGAAGAAGGAUCUCAGGACUUCUUAGAGGCUCUAUCUGGCAUAGCUCAAUCCCUCAAAGUUUACAAAUUUGAGGAACUGCAACGCGCAACAGAUGACUUUAGCUCCACCUAUUUGAUUAAGGGGUCUGUGUAUCGUGGAAGCAUCAAUGGGGAUUUGGCAGCCAUCAAGAAAAUGAAUGGAGAUGCGUCCACAGAGAUAAAUUUACUAAACAAAACCAGCCAUUCUAAUCUCAUUUGCCUGUCAGGAGUUUGCUUUCAUGAUGGACAUUGGUAUCUUAUCUAUGAGUAUGCUGUCAAUGGACCCUUGAGUGAUUGGAUCUAUUACAGCAACAAUGAUGGGAAAUUUCUGAAUUGGACACAAAGAAUAAAGAUUCUGUUGGAUGUGGCCUCAGGGCUUAAUUAUCUCCACAGCUUCACCACUCCUCCCCAUGUGCACAAGGAUAUAAAGAGCAGUAACAUUCUUCUUGACAGUGACUUCAGGGGCAAGAUUGCAAACCUAGGUCUAGCAAGGUCAACCGAAGCACCGGAAGGUGAGGUUCCUUUGACAAAUCACAUUGUUGGAACAAUAGGAUACAUGGCUCCUGAGUACUUGGAGAAUGGUUUGAUCUCCACAAAGCUUGAUGUCUAUGCAUUUGGAGCUCUCAUGCUAGAAAUACUCACUGGAAAAGAGGUUGCUGUGCUUUAUGAGGAAAAUAGACAAUUGUCUGAUUUAUUAAACUCUGUGCUGAACGACGAAGAUGGACCGCAGAGUUUGAGGCACUUCAUCGAUCCUUCUAUGCAAGAGAGUUAUCCUCCAGAACUUGCUCUUUUUGUGAUCAGAUUGAUCCAUAGUUGCUUAAAUAAAAACCCAGCAGCUCGCCCAGCAAUGGAGGAGAUGGUACAGUUUCUCUCAAGAACUAUGAGCAAUUCACUCGGUUGGGAAUUGUCAAGCAACAUCUCAGGCUACCAAGGUACAGAGGGAUUUAUUGAUGGUAGAGAAACUGGGACAGGAUCUCAAUCAACUACUUAGUUUAGUCAACUUAGAUUGUGUUGUAAUUUACUGCUUGUUUUGUUCUUUUAGAAAUACGGCAGUUAAGAUUCGUCCGAUACUUCUUGUUCCUCAUUAUGCUAAAGAAAUAAGGUAAUUUAUUGCAUUA